CAUCUCUUCCUUGCGUUUCUUCCUCUGAUUUAUUCUCGUCCCUCAUCACCUGGUAGCUUCCCUCUCUGCCUGCCCUCUUCCUGUUGUCCUCCCUUACCAUUUCCUGUCUUCUGCUACUUCGUUAUUUUUUUUUGACGUUCUCUCGUUGUGACCAAUAUAUCCGCUCGAAAAAGGAACAAAGCGAAAAAAAAAGACUCGACGCCGACGUGGUAUCAGCAUGCGUCGGGCUGUGGCGAAAGUGCCCACCGCCAUCGCCGGCGGAUGUCGUGCAUCAUCUGCGCGGAGCGUCGGAGAGAGGCUCGGUUGUCGCCGAGCGUCAGCUGCGGAGAGAGGCGGGGCCGUGGGGGUUCGAUGUUCCGACCUGCUUGCGGGGAGGCCGCGCGAGUCGGUGAGGGGCGGCGAUCGGCUCUUUCACACUAGCGGAAGCGGCGACUGUGACGUGGCGCGUGGGGAAAGCGCGGAAGCCGCACGAGGGGAUGUCGGGGGGGCAGUUGCGCGGCUGCGCAGCCGCGGGGUAGCGCGGCUGAGUGGGCGGGAUCUUCUCAACUUCCUCCAGGGCUUAGUCAGUAAUGACGUGUCUGGUUUUGCGCGCGGGAGGGUGUCCGCCUCCUCUUCCUCCAGUCCUUCCUCUGCCGGUCCCGAUGCCGCCUCUGCGCUUCCCUCCCCGAUCCCGACGCCUAACGUGGCCUCGUCGCCAGAUCCGGUCAUCUACGCGACCGCGCUAACUCCGCAGGGUCGCUUUCUGUACGAUCUGUUUCUCUACGGUGAACCAAGCGGUCACCUUCGGCUUUCCCGAUCAGGAAACGGUCCUGCACUGGGCACCAGUCCAGACGAGCCCAUUCUUUUUGCGGAUGUCGAUCGAGCGACGGUGGACGAGCUUCUCAGCCAUUUGAAAAAGUACAGAUUGCGCGCUAAAGUUGGAAUCGAAGAUGUUUCUGAUGACUUUGCGGUGUGGGCAAGUUUUGGCGGGAAGCUGAAGUCGGUUGGCGGGAGUGGUGCUGAUGAUGAUAAGAAGAUCGCGGGAAGCAUCGGUUGGGGAGCGGAGGUCGAUGCAGCUGGAGUUGCGUCUGCCAAGGCUACGGCCACAGGAUGGACCUGGGUGAGGGAUCCGCGGUUGGGAUCCCUGGGGUUCAGAGGGAUCUUCCCGGCAAAGGAGAGGCCUCCGUCAGCGGACGCAGACAAGGAGGUGGGGGAGGAGAGGUAUCGACUCUGGCGCUACGAAAACGGGGUUGCGGAGGGCCCUGCCGAAAUUGAGAAAGGUGAAGCAUUUCCUCUGGAAUAUAAUUUGGAUCAGCUUAAUGCCAUCAGCUAUGAGAAGGGCUGUUAUGUCGGCCAAGAGUUAACGGCAAGGACGCAUCAUCGAGGGGUUGUCCGCAAACGCCUUGUACCAUUACGGUUGGAACAACCCUCUGGUUCAGGCAAUCUGCAAUCUGUGUCGGCAGCGAUCCAUGCCACAGGCGAUGUGGGAGUUCUAGAUGUGGUCACAGGGAAGCAAGUCGGGCGAGUCGUAGCUUUGGAGGGCAAGACUGGCAUCGGCAUUUUGCGGCUUCAGGCGGCUUUUCGCGAAGAUGCGCAGCUUAAGCUUGAGCCAUCGGAAUUGACACAAGUUAGGGUCAUACCAAGUCGCCCGUCAUGGUGGCCAGAGCACUGGGGCAAUGAAGAGAAGGAGACGAGCGCAUAAAUAGAGUGCGGCGAUGAGGGAAGAUGUUGCUAAGACAGAAGCGUGGAGGAGC
Chara braunii is the source of this 1733-nucleotide messenger RNA. Lineage: Eukaryota; Viridiplantae; Streptophyta; Charophyceae; Charales; Characeae. The record is from the annotation of a GenBank genome assembly.